AUGGACGGCUUACAUUCAACCCGGGUUUCGUCCAACCGCAGGCCGUCUGUGGGCCGAGUUUCACCCGAUGAAAGUGUCGGGAAAGCUCCGUCUCAGGUGGCCGUGAAAAAACAAGCCGUGAAGAGACACCACCACAAGCACAACCUGAGGCACAGGUACGAGUUUCUGGAGACCCUCGGGAAAGGAACAUAUGGCAAAGUCAAGAAAGCCAGGGAAAGAUCCGGUAGACUGGUUGCCAUAAAGUCGAUCAGAAAGGAGAAGAUCAAGGAUGAGCAAGACCUGGUUCAUAUACGCAGAGAAAUUGAGAUCAUGUCCACACUCUGCCACCCACAAAUCAUCACCAUAUAUGAAGUAUUCGAAAACAAGGACAAAAUUGUGAUUGUGAUGGAGUACGCCAGCCGAGGGGAUCUGUAUGACUACAUCUGUGACAAGAGGAACAUCUCUGAGCGCGAGGCCAGGCACUUCUUCAGGCAAAUUGUAUCAGCUGUGCACUACUGCCAUCAGAAUGGGAUAGUACACCGGGACCUGAAACUGGAGAAUAUUUUACUAGAUGGCAACGGCAACGUGAAGAUCGCAGACUUCGGCCUGUCGAACCUCUACCACGGUGAUGAGUAUCUUCAAACCUUUUGCGGCAGCCCUCUGUAUGCUUCCCCGGAGAUUGUCAAUGGACGGCCGUACCGUGGGCCAGAGGUGGACACUUGGUCUCUUGGUGUGCUGUUAUACACUAUGGUUCACGGCACAAUGCCGUUCGAUGGACACAACCACAAGACACUGGUCCAACAGAUAAGCACUGGAAACUACCGUAAACCCAACAACCCUUCUGAUGCAUGUGGGCUUAUCCGCUGGAUGCUAAUGGUAAAUCCUGAGCGCAGAGCCACAAUAGAGGAGAUUGCAGGACACUGGUGGCUCAACUGGGGCUACCAGCAGUCAUUACUGGAUGAGACAAAAAGCAGUCCAGCAGAGCAGAGCGCUUCACCGGCCUCGCCAUCAACGUCACACCCUGCUGGGCUGGCUAGCGUUGCUAGUUGGCUGCGCCGCACAUCCAGGCCUCUACUGGAGAACGGCUCCAAGAUGCGCUGUCUGCUCCGCUCACAGGGUGGUGGAGGAGAUGUGGUCCGGCAGCGCUCUCUGCGAAGGUCCCGAAAGGAAAACAAUGUCUCCCAGACCGUUCACGAGGCGAGCUCAGAGAGUCGCCCAUCUAAGGGUAUUUUAAAGAGACGCAACAGCGUGAAGCAGAAGGCAACGAGCGAGACCUCUGCUGCAGGUUCAGCGGACUCACAGAACAUUUUGGGUUUGUCUGCACCAGCCAAUGCCCCUUCAGCUGCCCUGCUGCCUCGCAAAGGUAUCCUAAAGAAGCCCACAGAACAAGAGUCAGGGUACUACUCGUCCUCUCCUGAGAACAGUGACUCUGGCUGGGCACCACAAACUAAAGAGUGCCCUUCAGCACCAACCUACAGGAAAGGCAUCUUGAAGCGCAAUGGAAAGUUCUCCUCAGGCGGUCUGCAGGAGUUUGGCUCUCUGGACCAGCUGGCAGCCUCUUUACCCCGCGGAGGCACCAGGUCGAGACCAAGCGGGGCCAUCAGCGAGGACAGCAUUCUGUCUUCGGAGUCCUUCGACCAGCUGGAUCUGCCCGACCGAGUAGGACCUCCAACACACAUGGAUAAACCAGCCAGGGCCAGCAUGAGAGGAUGCGUGUCUGCCGACAACCUUUUGGACAUCCAAGAAGACGGGAUUCUUGGGGACGGGUCGCUGAGGCCCUGGAACUGCUACAAGUCUGGAGUGGCUGACAGUGCCUUUUCCAUCACAGACUGUGAUAACGUGACUGAGGCUUACAAACAGGCCAUGGUCAUACGAGGCUCUGCAGCAAGCUGAAGGCCGAUAAUUACAUACACUGACUAAAGAAUCGUUUUUCAUUCAGAAUUCUUAAAUGACUGUAAACUACUGAAGACAUGAUAGCCAAAGUGCAUUGUGUGAAAUUACCAGCACACCGUAGUGAUGAUCAUUUUGGCUAACUUGAAUUGCACAGCACCAAAAAGGGAGCAGGCUUCUUGUUAAACAUCUGAUUGUAUUUUAGAUGGUGAUUGAUCAGUGAUACUGAAAUGAGUUUAUGAAUAGCUUGAGGUUUAAAAAAAAUAACCAGAUGGCACAGUAUUUUACAAAAAUAAUGAUUGAACAGUGUUGCAGUUGAAAAUGUCCAUUUCAAAGAUUCUCAGGAGGAAGAAGAGAGCUGCUGUCGGUCAAUCAGGAGCUCCAAUUUUCAACAGGAGAGCUUCCUGUCAAAAGUGUAGUUAACGUAAAAAGUCAUCCUGAAACCAAAACGCUGGUCUUCAAUGUCAAGAAGAAACUGUUUUUGCUCAGUGACAAUAAACUAGGAAACAUUUUACAGUCACAGUAGGACUAUUGUUUGAAUAUUGCAUAAGCCACAAAGUCAGUGUGUUUUAUUGUCGACGGGACAGUUGGAGAAAGUGUUUAUGGCUUAAUGGCUCUUUAGGAUUCUAGCUCUGUGAUAGUGGAUCAUCUGUCUACCAUGUGUUUAUCUAGGAGAACAGCAGUAGGUCACAGGUUCAGUGUUAGCAUGGGUUCACUGUUUAACUAUAUAACUACAGCUUUUACUCUCUUUUUUUUAGCAUGUUGGGAAAAUGACACUUUAUGGUUACCAAAGAACAAAUGUGCUAAUGUUGUUUGGAUUUUUUGGGGGGUUUAUCUUUACUUAAAGCACGAGAAAAAAGUGCCAAGAAGACGUGUUUGUAGCGGGGAUUUCAGCUCUAAAAGAGGGUUUUUGUUUGUUGUUUUUUCUUGUUCUAAUUUUGGAUAAUUACUUGAAUCAUAAUCAUGACUCACAUCAAGCAAAAACCAGUAGAACCUGCUUUUGCUUCCAAGCAAACAGUGAUACCAAUCACUCUGUGUAUGCAAGUGGCAGUUUCACACGAAGGUGCAGCUCAUUAAGUCAUACUUUUUUUUGAGAGUCACAAGUUGAAAUUUGAAGAACAGUAUUGUGUGUGUUUUGAACCAUGAGCCACAGCCUAACUGUUCUAUGCUGUUGUAUAAUGUGGCGCACACUUAAUGUGUAACCUUUCAACUGAAUUUUCAAGAUCAGUCAUGGAGCUCAGGUGUAUUGAACUUUGCAUUUUAAUUCAAAAUAUCCAGACACCUGGGGUGGUACAGUAUUUCAUAAAGCUGGAUUAGACGUUUAGUCAUCCUAACUGUUAAAAAUGUUGCAUCGUGGAGACUCAAACUGUUAAAAAGAACUUAUAGACUUAUAUAUAUGAAUUAUGCUAUUAUGCUUAUAAGUCUGGCAAGAUAUUCCAUCACUUUUUGUAGUUAUCCGAUUCCUUUUCUUCCUAAUCCUGCUUUAUGAAAUACCUCCUGGUGAAAGAGAAAGGUACAUCAGUAUGUUGAGUUCUAUAUGAAAUUUCGUGCUGCACUCGAGUUACUUAAUUGGAUUGGCAUGCUUGGCAUUAAAUUCGAACAUCAAGCCGGUGCCUGUAAUAACACCUGAUAACCAUACAAUUUAUUUAUCGGCUGUUAUGUAAGUAUUGAGGUUCUUGUAACAAACAAGGCAGUUGCACCAGGAAGCUGCAAAACCAUGUUGUUCAGAAACUGGAAUGUAAAAAAACUGUAUUUUAGUUGGGCACACUUUGUGGAGAAAUCUCAUUUCAACUGGAAGUUCUUGUCAUUUCUAAUGUGUCAUAAACUCAUCAUUUAUUAUUGAAGUGCGACAUAGAGGGAAAAAUGCAAUGACAAGUCUAAAAUGGUAUCCGUUUCAUUUUUUUAAUGUGCAUUUGGGCAUUUCAUCACUGUUUCCUCUCUCCCUUGUCCCAGAAGACAAGGAGGGUCUAUUAAUAUCUUUUUUCUUUUAACCACAACAAAAAACAUGUUUUCCAAAGUUACUGGCUUGUCAUUUAUAUGACUGUGUGGGAUGAGGAAAUCAAUAAAAAAAAAACUACAAAGAA
This is a messenger RNA of Morone saxatilis (striped sea-bass), 3953 nucleotides long. It is a transcript of the gene nuak2, whose product is annotated as NUAK family, SNF1-like kinase, 2. Gene Ontology annotation, biological process: microtubule cytoskeleton organization; intracellular signal transduction; protein phosphorylation. Gene Ontology annotation, molecular function: tau-protein kinase activity; ATP binding; protein serine/threonine kinase activity. The transcript is spliced from 6 exons. Gene Ontology annotation, cellular component: cytoplasm. The coding region runs from base 1 to 1872 and encodes 623 amino acids. The record is from RefSeq and is a predicted model, not a curated record. Lineage: Eukaryota; Metazoa; Chordata; Actinopteri; Moronidae.